GUGGCUGCGGGGGAGCUCUGGAGGCUUGUGGAGGAGCUUGGCUCUGCUGCUCCCCUGCUGUGUGUCUGCAACUGUGAAUGGACCUCUGUGAGCUUCUGCCUUUGGAAGAUGGAAUUACCGGGCCCAGAUCAUUGACCUGAUGAUGCUGGUCAUCGACGUGACCAAGGGGAUGCAGACGCAGUCAGCCGAGUGCCUGGUGAUCGGGCAGAUCGCCUGCCAGAAGCUGGUGGUGGUGCUGAACAAAACAGACCUCCUGGCCGAGGGGAAGAGGCAGGCAGCCAUUGAGAAGAUGACCAGGAAGAUGCAGAAGACCCUGGAGAACACCAAGUUCCGAGGCGCACCGAUCAUACCCGUGGCGGCCAGGCCUGGGGGGCCAGAGGCCCCCGAAACAGAAGCUCCGCAGGGCAUCUCCGAGCUCAUUGAGCUCCUGACGUCCCAGAUUCCUAUCCCAGCAAGAGACCCGUCGGGACCGUUCCUCAUGUCUGUGGACCACUGCUUCUCCAUCAAAGGCCAAGGCACGGUGAUGACAGGGACCAUCCUCUCAGGCUCCGUCAGCCUCGGCGACAGUGUGGAGAUCCCCGCCCUCAAGGCCUAGGGGUCAGAGGGAAGGGUCUCCUGACCAGGGAGGACCACCCAAAAGAAAACCCUCUUACAAGCCUGAGGCUGGCCAGGCUGCAGGGCUCCCUGGGGCCGUAGCAGGAGUGGAGGGCAAGGCCCUUCCCGUCUGAGUCCUGGGGUCCCCUGACACCAUGGGUUAUAGUCCCUCCACUUCUGGACGUUGUAGACCCUCCUCUGAAAGCCGUCAGUCCCGUAUCAAAUCCACGUUGCACCAGGGACCGAAAGUGCAAAUCUUAAAAAAUAAAGCACAAAAUUAUGAAAAUAAACUAUCCUUUUAUUUAACAAAA
Molecule: messenger RNA, 905 nt
Organism: Vicugna pacos (alpaca)
Lineage: Eukaryota; Metazoa; Chordata; Mammalia; Artiodactyla; Camelidae
Source: RefSeq, a predicted model, not a curated record